UAAAAGGAAACUUAAAUCUUUAUUCGACAACAAAAAUCCAAGAGGUUUGAUCAAGCUGUGGCUAAAGUUGCGACAACUUUCAUUCUCAAAACAAGUAGGAUCACACCAAGUUCAGAAGACGGUAAUGUGCUCGUAUUGAAAGGGAAGCCCUCCUUAUCAUAGGGAAACACAACUUUCGAUUUAGAUCUUGAACUAAGAUAAUCACAAAUUGUAAGUAACCAGAGAUGAACCACCCAGUGUUUCAUAGGAAGAACAAUCAACGUAAUUCCUCGCAUCGUCCAGAGGUUCAGUAGGCCCAGGGCCGGCCGAAGAAAACCAUUUAUUUUCGACGGUCAAGAACUGGAAUCUCGGGCAGAAAUCUUCCCUACGAGCUCAAUGACGAGGGAAAUAGUCAUUGAGGACGGCACAUUUACUUAUCUUCAACAAGGAAUCCAAGACAGUUGACAUCACUUUUGGUUGAAAAGUUAUUUUGACAAUGAACCUCAAGGAGCGACGGUUGUUUGAAAUUCGCGACCGAACUCUUUCCAAUGUGGACGAUUCUACUAUUCCGCGAAAGCUGAGGACUUCGACCUCGUUAGAUCUCAACGAUUGCAUCACUUUGGACGUGAAAAAUGAGGCGAAGGUUUUGGUUCUCUAUACUGGUGGCACCAUUGGGAUGGUCAGAAACGCCGAGGGUGUCCUUGCUCCUCAGCCUCAUGCAAUGGAGGCCACCAUAAGAGCCACCAUUAACAUGCACGACGAGAAAUAUUCGAAUUUAAGGUUUCAACAAGAGAUUCGAGUCAGAAGCUCCAAGAAUCAAGAUCCUUGCCUUCUACCUUUGGUGCUACCCCAUGUACCCAAUCACAAACGGGUGAUCUACAGCAUCUAUGAGUACGAUCCUCUUUUGGACUCGAGUAAUAUGACCAUGGAUGAUUGGAUCACCAUCGCCAACGACAUCAAGAAUGCUUAUGAAGCGUUUGACGGUUUCGUGGUUCUCCACGGAACUGACACUCUCGCUUACACGGCUUCGGCUCUGUCCUUCAUGCUUGAGCACUUGGGUAAACCCGUGAUUAUCACUGGUUCCCAAAUCCCUUGCUUCGAAACCCGCUCCGAUGGACGGGACAACUUUGUAGGCGCUCUGAUUUUGGCGGGCAACUAUAAUAUCCCCGAAGUGACAGUCUACUUCCGUCAUCAACUCAUGCGUGGAAAUCGGACGAUCAAAGUCAGCUCCGAGGACCUUGAUGCAUUCGACAGCUUAAACAUGCCCCCUCUCGUCAAGGCAGGGAUCGACUUCGAAGUUGACUACAACGCCAUCUUCCAACCGAAAACAAUUGAGAAAUUUCGAGUCCACUCCAUGCUCAAUAGAAAUGUUGUUCUACUCCGACUAUUUCCAUCCAUUCAUAGCGAAACCAUGGCGCAUUUCCUGAUGCCACCAAUCCAAGGCGUGGUCCUUCAAUGCUAUGGCGCCGGGAACAUCCCCACGAAUCGCAAAGAUAUCUUGAAGCACAUCAAAGACGCUGUCGCUCGAGGUGUCAUCAUCCUGAGUGUGACCCAAUGUUCUCAAGGCGGUGUCAGUCCUUUGUAUGAGACUGGAAAGGCUUUGAUGGAUGUUGGUGUCUUGCCGGGAUGUGAUAUCACCCCAGAAGCUGCUCUUACUAAGCUCAGCUAUGUCUUGUCCAAGGAUGAAUGGUCCUUAGAGCAGAAGCGUGAGAAAAUGCAGGCCAAUUUGGCCGGGGAAAUCACGGUUCUCAAUUUGAAGGCCAAAUCUCGAAACGAUAAGGUUUUCUUGAACGAGCUCGAAAUCAUUCAAGAGGUAGCCAAAUCACUGAAUCUGACCACUUCUGAAGAGGUGAAAGAAGUGGAGAAGAUCUUGUUUCCCUCCAUCCUUUGCUCAGCAGUGUAUAAGGGCGAAAUCAAAACCAUCAUGGCCCUCAAUGAUAAUGGUGUUAAUUGGGGAAUGAGCGAUUACGAUCAACGGACUCCUCUUCACGUGGCCGCCAGCGAGGGGAAAACGGAGCUCGUGGAAUAUCUUCUCAAAAAUGGGGCCAGUGUCCAUGCCCGUGACCGCAACAACGAUUCCCCAUUAAGAUGUGCAAUUGAUGCCGAGCAUGAGGAAGUCAUCGCAUGUUUGGUGUCUUGCGGAGCUCAUCUUCUCAUCGGCAAGUCCGAAUUGGGGGAGGUUCUUUGCUCUUUAGCUCGUCAAGGCAAAAAGAAAAGGCUGCACUGUUUCAUGUUGGGUGGAGCCAAUUUGAACGUUAAGAAUUUAACUCAUCAAACCGCCUUGCAUUCCGCCGUUGAAACGGGACGCAUUGAUAUCGUCGAGUACUUGAUUACUCAAGGGGUGAAGAGCAAGGAGCAAAACUUGUACGGGCAGACCCCGUUAGCGAUCGCCACGGUUUUGAGGAGGACGGAAAUUUCCGACAUGUUGAGGGCGUAUCAUGGAGACUUUUAGGCAUUUUUUUCACCGAGUUCCGAAAAAUAUUGGAGGUUGUAAAUUGCCAACUAAAAUUUGUUGCGAUUAGUUGAGCAAUGUCAUCACGGAAAAAGCGUUGUGAAUUUAUUUCAUCUGAAUAGAAUACAAUAAUUGAGAAUUCGUA
Messenger RNA from Tigriopus californicus, 2576 nucleotides. Its product is annotated as L-asparaginase-like. NCBI's taxonomy places the organism in Eukaryota, Metazoa, Arthropoda, Copepoda, Harpacticoida, Harpacticidae. The record is from RefSeq and is a predicted model, not a curated record. The transcript is spliced from 3 exons. Gene Ontology annotation, biological process: amino acid metabolic process. Gene Ontology annotation, molecular function: protein binding; asparaginase activity. The coding region runs from base 476 to 2431 and encodes 651 amino acids.